Debaryomyces hansenii CBS767 is the source of this 546-nucleotide messenger RNA. RefSeq lists its product as uncharacterized. NCBI's taxonomy places the organism in Eukaryota, Fungi, Ascomycota, Pichiomycetes, Serinales, Debaryomycetaceae. The record is from RefSeq and is a predicted model, not a curated record. The transcript has a single exon. Bases 1 to 546 code for a protein of 181 amino acids.
AUGCUAAGAACAAUCAAUAGAGCAGCGUAUGGAAUUCGUCUAACACAAAUGCCUGUGGCAUCUCGAACCCUUCAAUGGCACAGAUUUUAUACCAAAGAUGUCAAUAACGAUCAAAUAUUUAUCCAUCCCAUCGCUGACAGCAAAUUUAAGGUAUCGUUAUCUCCAAAGGAAAAUGCUUUACCCCUAGGCUACAGUAAAAACGAAAAGAUUAGCACAACAAACUUUGAUGAUAAUGACGAGUUUUUAUCAGUACUCCACUCAAAUAUUGCCCUGAAUGUCCACAACGACUUUGCUUUCAUCGUUGAGGCAGGCACGUUUGCCAAUUCGUAUAUGCCCAUAUAUGACUUUAGGGAAAUUCCAAGCUAUAGCCGCGUUCCUGAGGUCGACAACAUAUUUGGAUAUGUCCAUGUGAAUGGAGACGGUAAAAUUAUUCCUGGUUCGUAUGAGCCAAAUAGCAUGUAUAGGUUGUGCAAUGGUGCCGGUUUACCUCGUUUAAGUGACCAUAUCUACGAUUUAGUCAGACAGAAGUGCGAGACAACCAAUUAA